AAGUUAAGUUUUGAUUUCUUUCAAACAGAUUUAGAAAACCGAAAUGUUAGAUUAUCUCACAUUUACCAAUCUAGCUUUAUUCGCUAUUGCAUUGCUGCUAUUUUAUAUAUGGCUAACACCAAAGUACAAAAAUCUGCCGCCUGGACCAAUGGGUGUACCUUUUCUUGGUUGUCUACCGUUUAUGGAAACUUUAGCGGAAAGAACGUUCACAAAGUGGUCAAAAAAGUACGGACCUAUCAUUACUGUACAACUCGGCGAUCAUCGAACCGUGAUUCUCAACAGUUAUGAAGCCAUAGAAGAGGCAUUUAUCAAGAAAGGAGAGAAAUUCAACGGACGUUUCAAAACGUACUUCACUGAAUUCGCGAGCGAAGGGUUGGGAAUGGUCUUUAUUGACGGCGAAAAAUGGAAAGAGCAUCGAAAGUUUGGCACAAGAGCUCUGGCUGGAGCGGGUAUGUAUGGGAAAACAAUCGAGCAGCGUGUUUUAGAGGAAGCUGAAAACAUUUGCCACGUUAUUCGUUCAAAAAAUGAAGAACCAUUUAUACUUGAGGACGACUUGAUAUUGUCUGUAGCGAAUGUGAUCAACGGAAUCACCAUAAGAGAAAGAUGCGAUGAAGAAGGAAAUGAAAACUUGCUUAAAUAUGCUGCAAUUGUGGUUGAAGGGUUCCGGAAAGAUGGUUUGAUUUAUUCGUUGUUGUCGGUUAUUCCGUGGUGUCGAUUCUUUCCGCAGACUCAAAAACACAUAAAAAGCCUGAAAGAUGGACUCAAAGCGGGAAACGCGUUGUUCGAUAACUUGAUAGAACAACACCAGCAACAACAUGACCGUCUCCACCCAAGAGAUCUGAUUGAUUUGUAUUUGAAUCAAAUGAAAGACUUUUCUAAACCACAACUACGUUAUUUUUUAAAAGAUCUUUUCGCUGCUGGAACCGAAACGAGUAGUAGCACCAUACGUUGGGCGUUAUUUUACCUCAUUGUUAACCCUGAUAUUCAGGAUAAAGUGCAUAAAGAAAUAGACGACGUUAUAGGGCAUAACGGAGUUGUUCGUUACGACACCAAACUACCAUACACUAAAGCGGUCCUUCAAGAGACUUAUAGAAUACGAACAGCGACGCCUCUUGGCGUGCCAAGACGAAAUACUGAGGAUGUUACAUUGAUGGGAUACUUUAUACCAAAGAACACUCAGAUCAUUCCUAACCUUUGGUGGGUCCACAACGACCCAGAGUAUUGGAACGAACCCGACGUUUUCAAACCUGAAAGACACCUGGACGAAGAAGGAAACUUGAUUAUGUCUAACAGAGUCAUUCCGUUUUCGAUCGGUGCCAGACAUUGUUUGGGUGAAAAUUUGGCACGAACGGAAAUAUUUCUCUUUCUGGUUUCUAUUCUACAAAAGUUUACGGUUCUUCCGAAUCCUGAAGACCCAAACCCGCCUUUAGAAUGCUCUCCUGGUAUCGUUAAUUCGCCACAUAAGUACCCGCUUAUAAUGAAAGAAAGAUAACUAUAUGAAUUUGCUAUAAAAAUCUCUAAACAUUAACAUAGAAUAUCAUAUAUAGAUGAUUCUCAUUGAGUGUUUUUACAAAGUUUCAACAUAUAGUAGGGUGGGAAAAUUAGGACAUUGUUACUGUGUCCUCACGACUUCCUAGUACCGUUGUUAAUAUGAAUAUUAUGUGCUAAUGGUGACCCGUCUUCCCUCCUACAUAUAAUUCUCCUUACUUGUAUUUUUAAGACCAUAGUAUUCCAACAUAUACAAAGACACUCUAAUUGAUGUGCCCGGGCGUUAUACACAGAGGUAGUGUUAUUAUUCAAUUUCGUGUGUUAUACGUCUAGCUUGAAACACUAAUUAUUACAAUGCGCCGCGUGCGCUUGAAACGCACGCUUUUUGUGUGCAAUUUAGGUUUAACUUCGCCCUACAAUUCACUUUACUGUACUGAUCGUGUGAGAACGUAUUAAGGUUAAAUGAAGAAUGUUAACAGUUAAGAUAGUAAAAUGAUUUUUGGACUUUGCUGUAAUGUAGAACUGCAUUUAAACGUUUUUACUAGAAUAAAAAGUUUCAACAGUG
Molecule: messenger RNA, 2053 nt
Organism: Ciona intestinalis (vase tunicate)
Lineage: Eukaryota; Metazoa; Chordata; Ascidiacea; Phlebobranchia; Cionidae
Source: RefSeq, a predicted model, not a curated record